Molecule: messenger RNA, 1695 nt
Organism: Kluyveromyces marxianus DMKU3-1042
Lineage: Eukaryota; Fungi; Ascomycota; Saccharomycetes; Saccharomycetales; Saccharomycetaceae
Gene: MRH4
Product: ATP-dependent RNA helicase
Exons: 1
Coding region: 1-1695 (564 amino acids)
Molecular function (GO): ATP binding; nucleic acid binding
Source: RefSeq, a predicted model, not a curated record
AUGAAUAAUCCCUAUGCGAGGAUAUUUAACGUUUCCAGAUCGUUUGGAAGGGUAUUGAUUACCAGAAGCUAUGUGGCUUCUAAGAGUUCAACUUCAGGCACAAAGUGGAGUCCUGUUCAUAACCGUAAGGACAAAAAGAAUACUCCCAAGAAAAACGCGGUACAUGGCCAACCUAAGAAUGAAAAGAAACAGCGGUUCGAAUUCGGAGAAUAUGGUAAACUAUCUGAUGGGGAUGCAAAUGUGCUAGAAAGAUCGCAAAAACUAGUUUCGAAGAUUACGGAUUUCGAUAGUUUGAAGUUGUUACCAGAUGUGAGAGAGAAAAUGAUUGAUAUCAUAUCCAGUGAGUCCUUGUUGAAUAAAAAUAUACAGAACAUUGGAUACAAUCCAGAAGAUAAGUCCGUUCAAGAGUUCAAAAAGACUGUGAAGCCUUCACCUAUUCAAACAACCGCUAUUUAUCAACUAUCCAAGACACUAAUGAAGCCAGAGCUUCAGGUACGCCUAAUUGCUGCUGAAACAGGAUCAGGAAAAACGAUGGCUUACUUGAUACCACUUGUAGAUUACCUAAAAAGAACAGAGCUUGAGAAUCCUACAGUCUGGGAGUCUAUGAAAAAUAAAGCUAUUGUUCGCUCCAUCAUUUUAUUACCUACACAUGAACUUGUUGAACAAGUGUAUCAAACCGUUUCUAAAUUAGAGCCUGCCCUUGGUAUGAAUACUUACAAAUGGGAUGCCGGAUCCUCAUAUAAAGGUUUUGUUGACGCAUUAAAGGGAAGAAUAGAUAUUAUGGUCACUACUCCAGGAAAAAUUCUAAGUUUAUUUAAGAUUUCGAUGGUCUCUAGACCAGAUAGAAUUCUUUCACAAGUUAAAUUCUUGGUUAUGGAUGAAGCAGAUACCCUUCUUGAUAAAUCCUGGGUAGAAGACUCUUAUUCAACUAUUAAGCACAUGCAGAACUUAAAUCAUGUAUUGUUCUGCUCUGCCACCAUUCCAAAGGAGUUUCAAAAGACUAUUACUAGACUCUUUCCCGAUGUUGGAGUUAUUGCAUCACCAAAUCUCCAUAAGAUAAAUCACAAGAAUGAUAUCAAGCUAAUUAAUGCAGACAUGGCUCCUUAUAAAGGCUCGAAGAUUAAGGCAUUGGCUCAAAUUCUAUACUCUAUCAACAGAGAUAAUAUUGAUCCUGGUUUUGAAAAAAGAGCAGUUGUAUUCGUAAAUGAAAAAACUUCUGUGCCAAUUGUAGCUGCAAAACUUGCGAACCAGUAUGGUCAUGAUGUUGUAGCCCUAACUGGUAGUGAUACUGUUGAAGAAAGGCUCGAAAAAAUUAAGCCCUUUAUGGACCCUGCCAAAAAAAUAAAUAAGUCUCCCUCGAAGCCUGUAGCUGAUAGUAAUAAAGUCUUAAGAAAAAUUCCAAAUUCAAAUAUUGUUAUUGAGGAAGCUCCGGACAAAGCUGAAGAAGCAACGGCUGAAAGCACUUUGAAAGUAUUAGUCACUACCGAUGUUUUAGCAAGGGGAAUCAACUUUAGAAGUUGCAGAUAUGUUGUUCUAUAUGAUAUUCCAAAUACAUCUGUUGACUUGGUUCAUCGUAUCGGAAGAACCGGUAGAAUGAAGCAAAAGGGAUCAGUGUUUAUUAUCACUGGAAAGCGCGUUAAGAAUUGGGUAAAAGCUAUCCCUUCUAUAGUUUCAAAAAAGGUUACCAUCUCUUAG